UAUACCAGAGCUGUUUCCAGGCAACGGCUAGGAUGCCUGUUGCAUUAUUGCGGGUAAACGCAGGAGGCCUAGGUUGGUGUUGUAAAAGUAACCAGUGUUGGGAGCGUUGGAGUCUGCUAGUAAUCUGCGUAAACAAGGGAACGAUCUAGCCGGCUGUGCUAGGUAUACAUGUGUUCGGUGUUGUUCUCCCGCUCAUAGAACCUGUGACUGGGAACUUCCGUUACGCAUUUGGUAUUGUGUUGUGACGUUUAUUGAGCUGAAGGUCUUGGUCGCCAUCUUCCCCGCUCCACCACACCCCGACUGAAGUAAACAUUUUGAUGGGAAAGGGUCGAUAUCGGCCCGGGGAACGGGAAAUCAGGCAAACUGGAACUCAUGGAAUUAGAGAAUAUUGUUGCAAACACUGUAUAUCUAAAAGCCAGAGAAGGUGGUGCAGAUAGUAACAAAGGAAAAAGUAAAAAAUGGAGGAAAAUUUUACAGUUCCCUCACAUAUCACAGUGUAUAGACUUGAAAAAUAAAAUAGAUGUAAAAUAUUCGUAUGUUGUGGAUCAGCAGCCAAUUGGCCGGUUGCUGUUUCGACAGUUCUGCGAAGAUGCAAAACCUGAUUAUCAUCGUUACAACAUCUUCCUUGAUUCCAUUGAGAGGUAUGAGAUCGAGUCAGACGAGAAUCGUUUGGAGGUAGCUCAAAAUAUUUACCGUACAUAUUUGGAUAGAGAGGCAAGCGAAGCAGUUGACAUUUUAAAUGCAGAGAUAAUUGAACAUUGUAAAGAGAAACUUGCUACUGGCAAUAAAGAACUGUUUCUUGAAUGUAUGGCAGCAGUGAAGACAUUUCUAGCUGGAGAGCCAUUUCACCUGUUUGAAAACUCCAUGUAUUUUCAUCGAUACCUGCAGUGGAAAUGGCUUGAAAGCCAACCUGUUACAUACAAGACUUUUCGAAUGUAUCGUGUGCUCGGUAAGGGAGGUUUUGGAGAGGUGUGUGCGUGCCAGGUUCGUGCCACAGGAAAAAUGUAUGCCUGCAAGAAACUGGAGAAGAAACGUAUAAAGAAAAGGAAAGGCGAGGCAAUGGUGCUUAUUGAAAAACAAAUACUUCAGAAAAUCAAUUCUAGAUUUGUGGUGAGCUUGGCAUAUGCAUAUGAAACAAAGGAUGCACUGUGCCUUGUACUUACCAUCAUGAAUGGAGGUGACCUCAAGUUUCACAUCUAUAACAUGGGAGGGGAACCUGGAUUUGAUAUUCACCGUUCUCGCUUCUACGCUGCUGAGGUGCUUUGUGGACUGGAGCACCUGCAUGUACAAGGCAUUGUGUAUCGAGACUGCAAGCCAGAGAACAUCCUUCUAGAUGAUCACGGCCACGUGCGAAUCUCGGACUUAGGAUUAGCAGUGGAGAUCCCCGAGGGUGAAAUGGUGCGAGGCAGGGUAGGAACAGUGGGCUACAUGGCUCCAGAAGUGAUAGACAAUGAAAAGUAUACAUUCAGCCCUGACUGGUUCAGCUUUGGUUGUUUGAUUUAUGAGAUGAUAGAAGGUCAAGCACCUUUUCGCGCAAGAAAAGAGAAGGUGAAACGGGAAGAAGUCGAUCGGCGGGUAAAGGAUGAUCAAGAGAAAUAUUCACAUAAGUUCAGUGAAGAAGCCAAGCAUCUGUGUCAGCAGCUUUUAAAAAAGUCUCCAAAACAAAGGCUUGGAUGUCACAGCAGCAGAAUGGGGGCACGUGAAGUGAAACAUCAUGAAUUCUUCAAGUGCCUGAACUGGAAAAGACUGGAAGCUGGAAUCCAGGAACCCCCCUUUAUUCCAGAUCCACAUGCCGUGUAUGCAAAAGAUGUGCUGGAUAUCGAACAGUUCUCGACUGUGAAGGGUGUUAACCUCGAUGCCACGGACGAUACCUUCUAUAGCAAGUUUAACACGGGGUCUGUGUCCAUCCCUUGGCAGCAAGAGAUGAUUGAGACAGAAUGUUUUAAAGAACUUAAUGUCUUUGGACCCAAUAAUACCCCAACGAUAGACUUAAUUGUUGAUGCCAUCCCGGAACCAGAGAAGAAAGGAUGCUUUCCUUUUAGAAGAAAGAAGAAGCAGAGCGCUCGCAUGCGUCCAGUUCCAAUUGCGGAGCAGUACUUGAAACAGGGUUUGACAUAUCGAGAUGAGGCACAGACAUGGUGACAGCCAGCAAACACCGUUU
Cryptotermes secundus is the source of this 2161-nucleotide messenger RNA. RefSeq names its product G protein-coupled receptor kinase 2 (gene Gprk2). The coding region runs from base 373 to 2142 and encodes 589 amino acids. Gene Ontology annotation, molecular function: ATP binding; G protein-coupled receptor kinase activity. The record is from RefSeq and is a predicted model, not a curated record. Gene Ontology annotation, biological process: signal transduction; regulation of signal transduction; protein phosphorylation. The transcript has 16 exons. Gene Ontology annotation, cellular component: cytoplasm. NCBI's taxonomy places the organism in Eukaryota, Metazoa, Arthropoda, Insecta, Blattodea, Kalotermitidae.